Diaporthe batatas is the source of this 714-nucleotide messenger RNA. RefSeq lists its product as uncharacterized. Gene Ontology annotation, cellular component: Swi5-Sfr1 complex; Swi5-Swi2 complex. The transcript is spliced from 4 exons. The record is from RefSeq and is a predicted model, not a curated record. NCBI's taxonomy places the organism in Eukaryota, Fungi, Ascomycota, Sordariomycetes, Diaporthales, Diaporthaceae. Gene Ontology annotation, biological process: meiotic joint molecule formation; meiotic DNA recombinase assembly involved in reciprocal meiotic recombination; double-strand break repair via homologous recombination. Bases 1 to 714 code for a protein of 237 amino acids.
AUGCCACUUGGACAUUUGGAGAGCAAAACAACAUCACGCCCGACAACUUCUCCAGCGCUUCGCAGGAUGGGUCAGGCGCGCACCGCUGCCGGUGGGCUGGCGGAUGCCGUUGCGCAGACCACACUACUGUCGGCAGCCGACUGUGACUUGAUCCAGGAAUUGCAGCAUUCCCUGUCAGCAGAAGCGGCAAACGGCCGAGGCUGUGGGGGGCUCCUCGCGGCCAUACUUGAUCACUUGGCUCAUUUCAAGGCACACAUCCAUGACGACGGUUCUGGGACUGCUCUUGUUGGUACUGGUAACGUCUGGGGUCCGAUCAGAGCCGAGGCACACACAUCGCGUGGGAAGAGCGAGGUCACCGUCACCAUCACCGGGCCAGGUCCUGAGGAUCGCUUUUACGUGCCCCUCAGCAGUCAUGACGAUGCCUCGCACACGGUUGCAUUUGUUUCUGGGGUGGAUGCUGCAUGUCGGGCUAUCAAAGACAUACACAGUCACUGCGUGCUAGUCAUUCAGAAGCGCCAAGCGCUUGAGGCAGCACAGAUUCGUCUAACGCAACCCGCCGACUCCACCGUGAGCGAACACAUCAGACUUCUUCGUCAGUAUAACAAAGUCAAAGACGCCGGCCAACAACUCAUUGGUCUGAACGCCGACAACCGCGGUGUCCCCGUCGGGUCACUCUACGCCGACGAGCACUAUGGAGUAGGACCCAACGAUUAG